AUGCGCGCUCCCGCCAAAGCGCAGCAUCAGCACCACUACCUAAAGCGCGCUCACGCCUCUAGCGAGCCUGUCGCCAUCCCGGCCGGGAGAGUUGGAGUUGGCCGAAAAGACGACUAAACGAUGCUGGACUGUCCGUUGAAGCGGAGAGGAUAACAUCUGAUUUACUCACCUAAGCGGGGGCUGUCUACCGGAAAGAAUGGACAUCAAAAUUAUUGGCUCAUGCCUCUUACUCUUUCUCGCCUUUCCGCAUUGCUCGUCACGGCCAUGCUUAGAUCCGCUCAUCUCUCCUCUCUAUGCGUCCUCUUUCCACGCAUCCUCAAGAUAUAAUUUUCUUUACUCUGCACACUUUGCCAAACUGUAUGGGAGCAGUGGCUGGUCUCCGUCCCCUCGGGACAGGCAGCCAUGGAUGCAGAUUGACUUGGGGAGGAAGUAUCGUAUCAUGGCUAUUGCUACUCAGGGUACCUUCAACUCGUAUGAUUGGAUCACCAAAUACAUGCUGCUGUACGGGGACCGAUUCGACUCGUGGACUCCAUAUGUCAUGAAAGGAGGCAACAUGACGUUGCCUGGCAACUGGAAUUACUACCAGGUGAAGAGGAACGUCUUUCAUUAUGCAUUCACUGCCAAACAUCUGCGUAUCUACCCCAUGGGAUGGAACACUGACAAUGGAGGCAAGAUCGGCCUUCGGCUAGAGGUCUAUGGCUGCCCUUACGACUCAUAUGUGAUGCAGUUUGAGGGGGAUGACAUGGUGGCAUACUCAUUCCCAAGAGGCCGGAUGAGGACACUUCAGGACCACUACGCUUUGAACUUUAAGACCCUGGAGAAGGAUGGCAUUCUUCUGCACAGUGAGGGCCUUCAGGGAGACUCAGUCACUCUAGAGCUGAAGACUGGACGGCUCUACUUACACAUUAGCCUGGGGAGCAGCACGGUUCACAACACAAAUGGCAUGACCACAAUGAGGCUGGGCAAUCUAUUGGACACCCAGCACUGGCACUACGUCACCAUCAAACGCUACGGCCGAGAGGUUAACUUCACCCUGGACAGUCAGACUGAAACCACCAUCCUGAAUGGAGAGUUCCAAUACCUCGAUCUGGACAAACAGAUUUAUGUUGGCGGGGUGAUUGAGAAAGAUGUGCCCCACCUCCCUGGUAAGGUAAACUUCCGUGGCUGCAUGGAGAACAUCUUUAUCAAUGGAAUCAAUAUAAUCUACAAUACAAAAUACCAGGAGCCUGAAAUUCGACUUGCUCCUAAAAAGACAAAGAUGCAUUAUACAUGCCGUGACCUCCUCUGGAAGCCCAUGACCUUUGCAGGGCCCAACAACUACCUGCAGCUGCCUGGGUUCUUCCGGAAAAACCGUCUGGCGGUGAAGUUUAAGUUCCGCUCCUGGGACUACACAGGGCUGCUGAUGUUCACCAGGUUUGCAGAUGAUUUGGGCUCUCUGGAGCUGGGACUGAGUGAAGGACAGGUCAACGUCACUCUUAUGCAACCUGGGAACAAGAGAUUACGCUUUGCUGCAGGGUACCGUCUAAACGAUGGCUUCUGGCACACGGUUGACCUGACUGCCAAAGACAACUUGCUAACCAUCACUAUUGAUGAGGACGAGAGUUCACCGUUAAAGAUCACCAACCCCUUCACAGUUCGCACAGGAGACCGCUACUUCUUUGGUGGUUGUCCCAAAACCAAUAACACGGUUCGCUGCGUUACCAAGCUGUCUCGCUUCCACGGCUGCAUGCAGCAGAUCUUUAUAGAUGAUGAGCCGGUGGAUAUAGAUGUCAUGCUGCAGAGGAAAUGGGGCAGAUACGCUGAAGUGCUGCUGGGCACUUGCGGGAUCACUGAUAGGUGCUCUCCAAAUCCAUGUGAACAUGAAGGCAGGUGUAUUCAGUCCUGGAAUGACUUUCUGUGUGUAUGUAACAACACAGGCUACAAGGGGGAAGUUUGUCAUAACUCGGUGUACAGAGAGUCAUGUGAAGCCUACAGACUGAAUGGAAAGUACUGGUCAGGCAACUACACCAUAGAUCCAGAUCUGAGCGGUCCUCUGAAGCCUUUCACUGUUUACUGCAAUAUGUUACAAAAAUCAUGGACCGUAAUUGAGCACAACCGUAUGAAGAACACCAAGGUGAGCGGGUCCACUCUGGAUCGGCCAUAUAUUGGGGAAGUCCAGUAUGUAAAUGCAUCGUGGGAUGAAGUCACUGCUUUAGCAAACACAUCCUUAUACUGCGAACAGUGGAUUGAGUUCUUAUGCUACAAGUCACGCCUCCUCAAUACUCCACAUGGAAGACCUUAUACUUACUGGAUUGGUCGCCAUAAUGAGAGUCAUGAAUAUUGGGGCGGAGCUUUCCCUGAGAGUGGAAAAUGUGGAUGUGCCGUCAAUCAAACCUGCACUGACUCCAAGUACUGGUGCAACUGUGAUGCCGACUACCGCCAAUGGCACUCAGACAAGGGCUACCUGUCAUUCCGAGAUCACUUGCCAGUCAGAAGGAUUGUCAUAGGGGACACUAACCGCACCGGUUCAGAGGCUCGCUACAGUGUUGGGGCACUGUAUUGCCACGGAGACAGGAGUAUCUGGAACACUAUAGGCAUCACCAAGCCCACCUAUCUGACCUUCCCUACCUUCAAGCCUGGCACCAGUGCCGACAUCACAUUUCACUUCAGGACUUACCGCACUAACGGAGUGUUUCUGGAAAACUCAGACGAUCACCUUCGGAAUUUCAUCCGAAUAGAACUCAACUCCACAACUGAGGUGGUGUUCAUUUUCAUGGUGGGUGACGGCAUCAGGAAUGUGACCCACCGCUCUCCUAAACCUCUCAACGAUAACGAAUGGCACUAUGUGGAGGCUGAAAUCAAUGUGAAAUUGGCACGUCUCAAAGUAGAUUUCUUCCCUCCUGCCAUACACAAAUUCCCAGGCCAGACUUACAUCACCAUGAAGUUCACACAACCCCUACUUGUAGGUGCGGCCAAUCACACUUUAAGGCCUUUCCUGGGUUGUUUGAGGGGGCUGCGGAUGAACGGGGUGCCUGUGGAUUUGGAGGGGAAGGUUGAUGAGAGGGCUGGAAUACGGAGGAACUGCACUGGAGCAUGUCUGAAUGUCUCCAUACCGUGUCGAAACGGAGGCCAGUGCAUUGAUGGGUAUGCUUCAUAUGCCUGUGACUGCAAUAACACAGCCUUCGACGGCUAUUACUGUCACUUAGAUAUCGGGGCAUUCUUUGAUGUGGGAGCAUGGCUACGCUAUGACAUCCGUAAAGAGCCGAUUUCCUUUGAUGCAUGGUGGGCAAACUUCUGGAUAGAGCCUCACUGGCACAACUUCACCCUUGGCUACAACACAACAACUGAUGACAUAGAGUUCAGCUUCAGCACACUGCAGGCGCCAGCUGUGCUGCUGUAUAUCAGCUCCUUUGGCAAUGAUUACAUCGCUGUCCUGCUCAAGAAAGAUGGUACAUUAUCACUGAGGUACCGGCUUGGCAUAAUAAGCUAUAAAUUUAAGUUGACUGAUAGAAACAUGGCUGAUGGAUUCCCUCAUUUUGUAAACAUCACACGACACAACUACACCAUAUGGACACAGGUGGAUUACAUGGAUCCAUGGAUUGAGAAGUUAAUACCAGGAGAGAUUCCCAGAUUUGACUCACCAAAGUCUAUAUUCUUGGGCAGAGUCAUGGAGGUGGGAGGUGUAGAUUACGAAAUUCAGAGGCACAACAGUCCAGGAUUUAUGGGCUGUAUAUCAGGGGUCCGCUAUAACAUAUUCGCCCCGCUGAAGGCUUACUUCCGACCCAAUGUAACCAAUCCACCCGUGACAACUCAAGGCUAUGUGGUGGAGUCUAACUGUGGAGCAUUUCCCCCUGUCUUAGGAUAUGUCCCUUGGGAGGAUGACCCCUGGUUCACUGGGCUGUUCUUCUAUUACAUUCAUGAUGAUGUGACCCCACCUUGGAUGACAUUAAUCGUGACCGUGUCUCUAAUGCUGCUGUUCCUGAUCCUGUACGGCCUCUACAUUUAUCUGUACAGGUAUAAAGGCAGUUAUCACACUAAUGAACCCAAACAGCUGGAGUCUCCCAGCUCCGCUCGGCCCCUCACUGACACUCUGCGCAAGGAGAGAAAGAACCUGCCAGAAAUAGAGGAGGAGAGUCCCAAUGAAUAACACACAACUACAGAAUGAGAGAUGACUGGAUGAAAGGAGGUGAAGACUGAGGACUAAGUUACAAAUGGGAUUUUCUUAUUUAUCUUUGCUUUUAUGGUAAUGUAACUGUAUAUUUAUUUUUCUGUCCCAUUAUUUUUUACAGUGUAAUCUGAUUAUUUGGUGCUUUUGGAAGAGUUCAAACCAAGCAGGCUAGAGAAAAUUUACAAUCCAAUCAGUGAGCACUGGCAGUGCAGUCCAACUGAAGUGCCUCAGCAACAUUACAGGAAACUUUGAAACUACAUAACACUACAAAAAAUAUAUUUUCUUAAUCAGUAUUUUUCUUGUUUUCCUGUAAAAAUAUCUAAACAUCCUUAAAACAAGAUAAAUUUACUUAAGAUAUUAAGACUUAUAUUUAUUUGUCUUACCCCAUUGGCCAAUAAUUUUUUCUUGUUUUAAGUUUAAAUCUAACAAAAUUAGAUUUAUGCUUAAAACAAGAAAAACAAAUCCAAUGGGGAUGUUUUAUGUUUAACGUUUUAGGGAUAAGUAGAUAUUUUACUGUAAAACAAUACUGAUUAAGUAAUUUUUUUGCAGUGUAUACAUUGAAUAAAGUGAUAAUUUUGGCUCAUUAUUGUGUACUGACAGAAGUAGUGUAGAUUUAAGUGAGUUAGAUAGUCAUGUGUUGUUGAGAGAGCAAAAACUUCAUUAAUGUAUAGCUGGAUCCAAAAAUAGCUCAGAAACAUUGCUGAGAUGGUAUUUAAGUACCUAUUUGUUAUUAGUACUCCCUUCAUCAGGUUACGGCGCUUAAAAGAAUUGGAGAUUCAAAUGGCAUUGAAUGGCUUUAGCUUCUUAAGAGCACAAUGACUGAACUUCAUUGUGUUGAACAAUGUUCUGUUGGGGAAAUCUAAUUUCUGUGGCAUAUUUAAAACAACAGAGCAGUGUUUUUAAGAUAGCCAUAUUGCAUUUGCAUAAUUAUUGGUGACAAUUCUGUGUUAUAGCAUUUAUGAAGAUUUGGACAGUUUCGUAAAUGUGACACAAUGGGCUACGUCUAACCAUCAGCCCAAUUUUAAAACAUGAACAUGACUGGGUAACAUUUGUCACAAGGCAUUAAAUACAGAGAUAGAAAUUAAAAGCUUAUAACUAAGAAUACAUAUCCUCCUUAUCGCUGCUACAGCAAAACCUUGCCACACCAGCCUCUUCAAGCCAUUAUCUGUCUCAAGGAAUUUCGACACUAAGUUCUAAAUGAAAUCAAGAAGAAUCUAUAUAUAUUUUAAAAGCUAUAUUGUGUCAUUCAGAGUAUGUCAGAUGCCACAGAUGGGUGUGAUUGAAGUGUAAGCUAUGUUGUUAUCUGUCUGUUCAAGAGAACUGCAGGCAAAUGCAGAGUAAAAUAGAUUGUUAUAAUAGCAUACAUUAAUAUGUCUUCCAUUCAAUCAACAUUGUAUUUGUCAUUACAGAUGACUGAUUCCAGAAAACGUGUUCUAGAAUGAUUGCACUUUGGAUUGAAAAUACUUGGUGGAAAAAAAAUCACAGAAUUACCAAUAUCUACACAUAAAAUACAAUACAAAAUCUCCAGAAUAUAGGGGAAAAGCAACAGGGUAAUUGGGUGGUCUGUUGGUUUGUUGCAGAUUACCAUAUCAUAAACUGCAAUCAGGUAAUUCAGUUUAACUAUCAAAUGUAAAUCUAGAUGGUUUAAACUGAAACCUAAAGCAUCUGAUAAUAUUUUUAUAUGGGCACACAAUCUUUGAAUUCUGUUUGGUUACUAUCAUGAUACAGAGCAGUUCAGCACAAGUCUGGUUAUUGUUAUCAAGGGGCUUUCACACAUCACAGAGAAAUGGUCUGUGGAUGGAAGACACCCAUGUAAAAAGUCCUUUUUUUAAAUUCAACCAUGCAUUUGCUAGAGGACACCAUUGUUGCUGCUGCUUCUUAGCUGCUUUUGAUGGCGGUCAAUCCAAAGCUUAGAGCAAUCACAUCAACCUUUCCAGGGGUAAAAUUAGGUGUUUAAAACUAAAGAGCAUAUAUGAUAGAACAUAUGUAUAAUAUCUAGAAGCUAUGCAGUUUGCAUGACUACUGCACUUUUCAUCGAAAUACAAUAAGAAAAAAAAUCAACUGCUUCCAGUGCCAGGCACAUGUUCUUUAGUCUGUUUCUGUUGCUCUUAAGAGCUUCUCUCAAAGAGAUCACAUAAUAUUCAUCCACAGAGUAUACUGUUUAUAUAUAUAUGUAUAAAUAAAGUGUACUUCUCUUUUUAUCAUUAAUUUGUAUUAAAAAAAUGUCAGGCAAGA
Molecule: messenger RNA, 6382 nt
Organism: Myxocyprinus asiaticus (Chinese sucker)
Lineage: Eukaryota; Metazoa; Chordata; Actinopteri; Cypriniformes; Catostomidae
Product: contactin-associated protein 1-like
Exons: 24
Coding region: 197-4126 (1309 amino acids)
Source: RefSeq, a predicted model, not a curated record